GAAGAGAGGAGAGAGAGACUACAAGAAAAUCUCAAGAACCAAUGAAAGCCAAAUGCACAAAACAUCCAUCCAUCAAAACAAUGAGCCCUUCCUUCAUCAUCUCCCUCCUCCUCCUCUUCUCCAUCAAUUUGCUCAUCAGCAUCUCUCACAUGAGCGAAGCAGCGCCUAUUUUAACCGGCAACUAUUGCCCCGACACCAAAUCCUUCCUUCCUAAUUCCACCUACCAAAAGAACCUCAACAAGCUCCUCUCAUCACUUUCUUCCGCCGCCGAUUCCGCCGGCAACAACAUCAGCAGCAGUGGGGGGUUCACCAAUGCCACCGCUGGCUACUCGCCAGACCAGACCUAUGGGAUCUACCUCUGCCGCGGAGACAUCGAUGCCCCGACUUGCAGCGACUGCGUGGCCACUGCGGCCGAAGAUAUUGGCCGGCGAUGCCCUGGCAAAAGAACCUCUAUCAUCUGGUACGACAAAUGCAUGCUGAGGUACUCGAAUCAGCCCAUUUACUCGGUCAUGCAACAAGUCCCUGUGUGGAAGGCAACGAACGGCUGGAACGUCACAGACGACCGAUCUCGGUUCAUUCAACUCCUGGGAGAGACCAUGGAUGAUGUAGUGCGGAGGGCCCCGAGCAGCGGAUUGGGGAAGAAAGUGGCCGCCGCGGAGGCAGAACUCGCGGGCUCACAACGGCUUUACACGCUCGCCGAGUGCACGCCCGACUUGACAGCAUCGGACUGUGGCGCAUGCCUCCAGUGGGCGAUCGCAGGUCUCCCUCAGGGGACUCUAGGAGGAAGGGUGUUGACUCCGAGCUGCAACGUGAGGUUUGAGGAGUACCCCUUUUACGACGCCGCUGCGUUGGUGACUGUGCCGAACGUGGGGGCGCCUCCACCGGUCCGGCUUCCGUCUCCUGCUCUGUCGAUUGGACCUAAAGGAAGAAGCCAUAAGUCCACAGUGAUAGUGACUGCCAUUGCUGUUCCUCUUGGCUUACUUACGGUGUUUCUCUCUCUUGCUUGUUGUUUCGUUCGGAGGAAAGCGACCAAGACCAAUGAGCUCGUCCAAGAAGAAGCCGGCUUGAAUGAAAUUACAGACAUGGAAUCCUUGCAAUACGAUUUAAAUAUAAUACAAGCUGCUACAAACAAUUUCUCUCGUCAAAACAAGUUGGGCGAAGGUGGAUUCGGUGAAGUUUUCCAGAGGACGCUUCCUAAUGGACAAGACAUAGCCGUGAAGAGGUUAUCUCAGAGCUCAAGACAAGGUGCCGAAGAAUUUAAGAAUGAAGUCAUGUUGGUCGCAAAGCUUCAACAUCGAAACCUUGUGCGACUACUCGGAUAUUGUUUGGAGGGAGAAGAAAAGCUACUUAUUUAUGAAUUUGUGCCUAACAAAAGUCUAGACUACUUUUUGUAUGAUCCUGAGAAAAGUAUGCAAUUGGAUUGGUCAAAACGUUUUAAGAUAGCGUGGGGAAUAGCUCGAGGAAUACUCUAUCUACACGAAGAUUCCCGACUUCGGAUCAUUCAUCAUGACCUGAAAGCGAGCAAUAUCUUGUUAGACAGAGGCAUGAACCCCAAGAUUUCAGAUUUCGGCAUGGCUAGAAUUUUUGGGGUUGAUCAAACUCAUGCAAGAACUAACAAAAUCGUGGGGACUCUGGGUUACAUGCCUCCAGAGUAUGCAAGAAAUGGGAAAUUCUCUGUUAAAUCCGAUGUCUAUAGCUUCGGCGUCCUACUUCUAGAGAUCAUUAUCGGGAAGAAGAAUGACUACUUCUGCCGAUCAGAUGGGACGGAAGAUCUAGCUAGCUAUGCAUGGAGACACUGGAGAGAUGGGACGCCAAUGGAAGUUUUGGACCCGGCCAUCCUAGACUUGCGCUCAAGAGAUGAAGUGCUGAGAUGCCUGCACGUUAGCUUACUAUAUGUUCAGGAAGAUCCGGUUGAUAGACCCCCCAUGGCAACAGUACUUCGCAUGCUCAGCAGCAAGCCCGUCACAAUGCCACAGCCUCGACGUCCGGCCUUCUUCCCUCAAAGUACAGGCCAACCCAUUAAUAGAUCAAUGCAGCAAUCUGUUAACAGAGUGACAAUCACGGAAGCCUUCCCCCGAUGAUACAAGUAAUUGUUUCAUGCAAUAGCUUC
Messenger RNA from Rhodamnia argentea, 2110 nucleotides. RefSeq names its product cysteine-rich receptor-like protein kinase 15. NCBI's taxonomy places the organism in Eukaryota, Viridiplantae, Streptophyta, Magnoliopsida, Myrtales, Myrtaceae. The record is from RefSeq and is a predicted model, not a curated record. The transcript has 7 exons. Gene Ontology annotation, molecular function: protein kinase activity; ATP binding. Gene Ontology annotation, biological process: protein phosphorylation. Bases 42 to 2081 code for a protein of 679 amino acids.